GUAAAUAUCGCGCGAAUCUUCUCCAGUAGCCAACCCAGAACGGAAUCAUUGCCUCACCCACGCAUGUACCAAAACGGCAAUGCUGACUUACACACUGCUGAAGAGAUUCCGGUACGUGUUGAAAUUUCUGACCAGCGAGUUAAGCCGCUGGAGGCGAACGUUUGUGGCUCCAUGGCGAACACCUUGGUGACUCACAGUACCUUUAUUCAAGUCAAGCUCACCAGGCAGGCAAUGACAGUUUCACCAAGAGAGAUGAUAUGACGAGAGGGGAAAAACGAAAACUAAGAAGAUAAUACACACGUUUCAGUAACCGGUUCUUAUAACAUCUUAUUUGCACUUCAUCGAACACGAUGUCUUGUAGUGCUCGUCUAUUGGCUCACCAGUGUGUAUACCUAAAUAGUGUCUCGCGCCGGCUUAUCAUCGGCAAAGUUCAAGAUCGGAAACUCGACGUGCCGCGAGGCAAAAAGGGAAACUUCCUCUUGGAACGAUCAUCACCUCAACAACCAACGCCUCAUCUUUGCGACGAAUCAACUUAACAGCGCACAAACAAGCUACCCAACUGCUUCAACACCCUCGCCCUGGCAUCUCAGACUGUGCAAGUAUCUUGUGCACGGUCAGCAUCCUUCUCCCCCGAGUCCCACGCCUUCAGCUAUAUGCAACAAGAGCCUCUCGAAAAUACAGAACAUUUGAUCCACCGAGACAACCCUUGUAAAACCUCAAUCUCCCAGCAUGGCCCCCUUAACCAUGACCCGCGUGGCUUUCUCCGAGUCUCUUCCAGAGACUCAAGUGGCACUGAACCGGGCUCUGCACCGGCACUCCGCUAUGCCUCUGGUCAUGACGUCGAUGCCGACCUACUCGAUGAGGAGCUACGUCGACUGAGUUUGGGUCAUCGCUCGACUCUUCGACCUUCAGCUCCUGGCCAGCGCAUCUCCGAGUACGAAAAUGCAAUGACCCCACCUACUCCAAAGAAGGCACUGGGCUUCAAGGUCAUCAAGCGCUCUGAAACCCCCUCUGAUGGUGUGCAGCUCGAAGACUUCCCAAACGAGAUCUUGACACAUAUCCUUUCGCAUCUUCACUCCGACUCGCACGCCGCAAUCGCUCUCGUCUCCAAACGCUUUUAUGCCCUCAUCACCAGUUCCCAUGCUUGGCGCAUGGCCUUCCUACGAUUCUUCCCAGGCCAUGAAGCUCUUGAGAUCAAGAAAAAUGUGGACAUGUGGGCUCACAGCUCGCACGACCUGAUACAGUCUGAAUCUCGUUAUUUCACUCGUCUUACCCCCAUGGCGUCAUGGAGAAAGGAAUACCUUCUGCGCACCCGCUUGAUUAGAAGUCUGGCGCGUGGCAAACCAGGCGCACCCUUUGCCUCUGGGGGUAUUGGCGCAUCUAUUCGUACCGGGAAGAAAACCAGUGCUGUGUUGACGUAUAAUUCUAAGCUACCAUGGGCUGUUACAAAUAUUCACGCUGUCUUCACAAACGGAAAGAAACCACCGAAAGCUAUACACGGAGCUGCCGAUCUGGGAGUAGCUUCAGUCAGUGAUCCUACCAACGGAAGGGUUGAGAAAUGGGGAUUCGUUGAUCCUUUCAGCUCAAUGCAACUUGAUGAGGUGUUCCCCAACCUUGUUCCCUUUGGCUUGGGGGAGGGUCCUACAGCAACUCCUAAUGUCCUUGAUGUAAGCCAGCCAUAUGGCGUCCUUGCAGGUGAAGGAUUUCCGGGCGGUCGUCCCUACUACCGUCCUGUUAAUGAGAACCGUGGACGAUAUCUUGGUGCGGACUCUGGCGUCGUCGACACCUACCCUGAUAUCCCUAAGAUACCCGAAAUGUCCGAAGCAAUAUGCAGUGUAUGGUUGGCCAAAUCGUCGAACGUGCCAACAAAUACCCAGUCAAUGAUUGGGAUGCUGACUGGCUCUACCCUUGGUGUCGUCACUUCAUACACCCUGGGAACCGACUCUGGACCGCAGCGAUACCAACCUGGAGAAGUUACUGCGCGUUGGGUGCUUAGUCCUGGCGUUCCAAUUAUCUCUCUCAAGGUUGACGACAACUAUAGCCAGAAGCGCAAGUCUUCAGCCAGGGUAUGGAUAGUGGCGCUCAAUGCUCUGGGCGAAGUAUUCUAUCUGACUGAAACACCCACUGCACAAAACGCAACAAAGAGCGAAGAUAUUACCAAAAACGCUUGGUUCGCUGGGCGUUCGGUUUACUGGCAUCUAUUGGACUCCACUCGACGCGUUGCUCGACCAGAUGAUUCAGACAAGAACGCGAUCAAAGGUGCUUACUCGCCCCGGUCGCCUUCCAAUUCUAUGAGCCUAAGUAAGAGUCAGUUGGCUGCUGAGGCACGAGAAAUUGAAAAGUUCUUGCGCCAAAAGCCCGCACAUUUCCGAAGGGUUUGCGAAGGAUGGGAUAUGCAGCGCAAGCUGGAGGUCGAUUUUGCCAAUGAUGACGGCCAUGGUGCUGGUGAAAACAUAUUUGUCAUCGACUGUGGACUAGCCGAAAACCGCCCUGCACAUAUCCAGCGAUACACUCGAUCUGUAGUUCCUCAAGAUGCACAAUCGUCAUCAGCCGUGCUGGCUCCCAUGCCUCCUGAUGUCUCCGUUAGUGUCCAGCCGUCACUAUUCGGGACUACUGCGGCAGAGGUAUCACAGGGACCCGAUGGGAAGAUAUGCCAAUCCGUCACAUCUACUUCAAUGUCAUCACUGGAUGUCAUGUCCCAUCUGCAUGAGUGGGAGAGUUGCUCCUUCAGGCUGAAGGGUCAAAGUCAUGCAGUGAUCACUAGUGCCUCGAUGGAUCAAUCUAGCACGUCAGUCCUGACACUCAGUGAAGAUCCUCUUCACUCGGCUGAGGAAGAGAUUCCAGGCCGCAGAUCUCGAUUGCUUGCUGUCGGCACAGACGACGGGGCUGUACUUGUCUGGAACGCUCGCGAGGAUGCUAAGGCUACGGGCAUCAGUCCGGUGCGACAAAUCCAGACUGACUCCCCAGAAGUGUCUUGCGUGGCACUCUCGGCUAUGUAUGUUGUCCAUGGCGGUAGUGAUGGACUGGUACAAGCAUGGGACCCCUUGGCAUCAACGUUGGAUCCCGUUCGAACUCUCAACGCAAGGUCAAAUGGACGAGUGCCUCGACACAUGGUCACAAUGAACCCAACUCUUGACGAGUCGACUUACUCAGCAGUUGGUGCUAUUUGUCUUGAUCCUGAUCCAACCGUCCUUCGUGGGGUCGUUUCAUUCGGUGCUUUUCUGAGAUACUGGGCGUAUAGCUCUGCUAGUCACGCUUCAGGACGCAAGCGUCGGCUUAGACACUCUGAUGUUCAUGGCCGUCUGCCCAGUCGUCGUCAAGGCUGUGCAGUCAUUGAUUUCAUCGCUGCUGAGGAGGCUGAAAUCAAGAGGGAGAACGAGCAAAAGGCCCGAGAACAGAUCCGCCUGCGCAAUCGCUUUGGUGUCGGCGCGCUCGGCGACCUGACUGAAGAAGAGGCAUUGCGGUAUGCGCAGAUGGUCUCUGAGGAAGCCUUCCUUUUCGAGGAACAACGUCGGACAAGCGACUCCGCUGCCGAUGCCAGCCUGGAUACUGCCUCGACAUUCAGUGAGACCACUACUGUUGAUACCGUCACCCCUGACCCAAGUGUCUCUGACAUGGUAACUCCCCCGUCUGCCUCCACGGAUAAGGUUGAGUUAGUACCUGUCGAGGACGACUAUGAACAACAGAUUCAACAGGCGAUCCGCCUUUCUCUGAUGGAAGGUAUCAAUGAUAACCCCCCAUCACCCCACGCAGCGAGCUCCGGCGAUUACGAAUUCUCCCUGACAUACAAACCCAAGUCUGGCAGGAAGAACAAGCCAUCUGGAACUGUGUCGCCUGGAUCUUCCAAGGUGGGGUCGUCAAACAAUAUCGAGUCUAGGGACUAUGACCUUGAACUUGCUCUGAAGCUGAGCAUGGAGGAGCAGGGUCUGUCAACAUUUGACUCAUCGUCGGACGUUCAACGCGAUGAGUUCCCAGCGCUGGAAACCGAGGGCGUCGGUAAAGGGAAAGGGGUACAGAGGUGGUAGUAUAGUGCAUCUGCUGCAUCGUGUGCCUCUUUGUUUACAGCUUUACAUUCGAUGCCAUGGGUCAACACGGUGCGUGUUGGUGCUAUUGGCUUCUCUUUUUCAUAAUUGAACUUUUUAUUGGCAUCUGUCCUUUUCUGCCUGAGCUCAGUUCGUUGCUGAACGAGUCAACAUCGUGAUGAUCAUGAACCGUUCUGGCGACAUGGUUGAUAUCUGCUCAGAGACCUACUUAUUCGAGGUCAUCAUCACGAGAAGCAUUGCCCAUUUUCCCAGUUUACCAUGAUGCCAAAAGCACUUACCGCAUACGUGUAACAUGAAUGUGUCAAGGAUGGACCGUGGUCAGAGGUGUUUUGUGAUUAGAACAGCUCAUCCAUUCUUGAAAGUCGCUGAGAUGUAUCUAAUGAUACUGACUGUAUAAUAUCAGCUCUUAGGACAGUGGAAGGUGCAGGGUUAUACUCUUAAGCGCUCAAUGCCACUGCACACCUCUAAGAGUUAAGAUCUUGUACAUAAACUUUUCGCCAUCUACUGCAGUAUUACCCAUAGCAAGGUGGUCUACCACUCACAACAUUGCUCACGUUCUUUGUCGUCACAGAGGUUGGUAUUGCACUGAAGGGUUUCUAGUCUAAGUGCACCAAUUAACACUGAGCGUACAAACACCUUCCUUGACCGGAACUCACCUGAACUAAGGUUCAGGUUGGAAUUCUCACUAAUAAAGUGCCGCGAAGACGUGCCCCUGAUAUUAGUAGUUGCUCCGUAGGCGCAGUGUUAGUGGGAGCACCUAGAGGUCCCGGUCCAUCCGGCAGGCGAGAACAGACCAGCUUGCGAAUUUGCGGCCAAGGUUCUGUAUGUAGGUUGCUGUUGCUAUUCUCUCUCAAGUAACAUCCUCGAUCAAAGGUAUGUUGCUCGCAUGUUGACGAAUGAGUAGGACAUGUCUCGGAUGCUCUGACUUGCAGGAGCUAUCACAUGCUUGGAAGUAAACCCAAAUUGACAGACACUCUGCGAGGCAAGACGAAAUAUACAAUAUCAUAUCAUUAUGCGUGGCAUAAAGCAGGCAAAGAGCUCAAAACUUUGGCAGAGUGUAACGUUACAAUUUGAGCGAAGCUCCUCCUCGGACCAACUUCCCGCUGCAUGGAACUUAUAAGGGACCUGCAUAACAAAGACAUCUCCAAGGGCCCAGUUUUUGCGGUUCAAAGGUCUUGAGACUUGCGUGAACCGAGUCUCUAUUCUCCGAGAUAUACUGGAGACUCGAUGUUCCUGAGUUGCCAGCUCAUCAGUCCCAGAGACAUGAGGAAGCCACUAUGUAACUCAGAACGAGACGACGGGACAUCCGGCAGCGUUCCGAGCAACAGAGUCCAGGGCACGGUCCCUGAUCAUAGAGCCAAUCUUGUACUCUAAUAGAACUACUAUCAGGAGACAUGAGAAUAACUAAUCGCGGCUGGAGAUGCGGUGUUCCGGCCGCGCUCUCCAGUUGCCGGAUGUUGGUAGCGGGGAGCGGAUCCGCGGGACGGGAUGGGCCGCAGCGCCACUGAUGAAGUCGUAAAGGAUCCAAUUUUGAAAGGACGUUUGCUUCAUUCAGCGAUGUUAUCAUAGAUAAUUUGCAUGACCUCGACAGAAUAUUCGUUCUGUUACUGCAACCGCUGACAAUGGUAUGUACUUUGCUCGCCACGCAGUUGAAUUAGACAUCCCUGCUCAAGGACCUGGUCGUUAUGACGAAGGUUUCUGCACUGCUGGCUCCGGGCCAUUGGGUCAUCAGGCAUGACACCAAGAACUCAAACUCGGGGAUACUUAGCGUUACAGCAUGCAGCUACAAUUCAAUCCAGUGUCGUGCAGGCUUUAGACCAAUGGGCAAAGUUGGCUUCUGGACCAGCGCCCACCGGUGCUGCAGCGCUCUGCGGAUAACCGGCCACCGUAUUUCGGCUGUAGUUAUCAUGGAGUGAUGUAUGUAGCAACGAUCAAAUACAUGAGGUCUUAGAAAUGCUCAGGAAGGUAAUCACCCCAGGCAGACCCGUCUUCGGGUGUCUAUAUGCCCGACGAGCGCCUUGCCUUUCCAGGGACUUUUUCCGACCAAAAUCAGGCCCUCGCAUGCUACCAAGAAAGGUGUAUCAGGAGAACGGAGCAAUGGUGAGCUUUUGGUCAAUGCUGCCACGGAUAACCAAGGGUCUCAGUGCUCCGUAAAAAGCAUGCAUUUGAUGCGGCAGACUCUUAUUUCUGUUCCUGUUAGCUCGCUCGGUUGGAUCCCUUAUGAUGGUAUGUGUGGCCUUGAAGCUGAUUGCCUGCCGCCAUCAGUGACCCUGCCACACUAUCCGAAAAUAUUUCAAUAGCCGAUCCAGGGUUCACGGCCGAGAAGGAUAUCAUUUUCCGUACUCCGCUCUAGCUGGUUGGCAUUGGGCACCGUAAGUUAUCAGCGUACUCCGUAUCUUGAGCAAUUUUUUUUUUCCCCCUCUCUUGACUUUUGGGAACGCCGCCGCCGCCGAGCAUUGGCAGGGGAAUGUGUCUGAUAUUUGUGCUGCGCUAGGUAUACAGAUGCCAAGUUGAGGGGGGGUGACGACUCGUAAACAAUGCAGACACAACCAAUGCGAGGAUUUUGCUCGAAUGCAAAUGAUGAAGAGGCGUUCGCUGUAGUGGCUGGCAGAGGAGUUGGCCCCCUCCUUGUCGCCCUUGCGGCCUUGCCUGAUCCAGACUGUGUGCACGACACACAGAUGCGUCUGUACGUAUGAAAUGAGACACGGAAGCGGUCAAGGCCUGCAACAUACCAUUGACGUGGUCAUAUGGACCAAGCCGCUGGGAAUUUGCUCAAGGGUUCCCGCCGACUUGUCUCAGGAACUGGAACCGGUCAGCUGGAUAUCAUCAUUCAUUGGGAAUGACUCAAGCCCCUUUGCCAGAAAAUGCAGAUCAACGGCUGUCACUCGUCAGUAUGGCCCAUCUCGUUCCGUCGAUCUCGUUUGUUAGCAUCAAGAUCGAGUUCUGAUCCCAUUGCUCGGACCUCCUUGUCGCGUAGCAGCUCCCGUCUUCCAGAUAGACUCCCGUCGUGCAUUAUGACAGCUAGUUACCGUUGGGACGGUUCGCGGAACAUCAUGAAUAUCUUGGGUUAAGUUAGCACCAGCCUUUCCAUCUCCAGUCAGAUCCUUCCCCUCCCGACUCCCUCGAGAAAAGCACCCAAUAGUUUCACUUGUCAACUGUCUCAAAACUAAUAAUAUUUUCCCCGUCCAAGCUCCCCAUUAGCCAAGAGAGAGGUGGCGGGCGGGUCGAUCCACCAGGUUGGCACAGUCGUGGGCGGGAGCCGGCGGGUAUCCUUAAGCUGCAGGAUGGACGAGACUGAAAAUCAGCUCAUGGCGCUGGAUGCAAGCAAGUCAUGCUAUGCAGCAGAAGACCGCCAUGAAGAGUGCUUGAGUUGUGAUUCGUAGUACAGGAGCCAAAGGAAAUGUUGAGCGACCCAUGAGCCCAACGGAGCAAAGCAAACUGAUUCGCCUCCUCAACCAGAAAGUCUUGAACAAUUUGCGUUCAUUUGUUUCAAACACGGCAUUGAGCCGUGGAAAUCGGUGGGCCACUCUAAGUUGCUGGAAUGUUGCAUCGAGCUACAGUGGCUCCGAGGGAGAAACCGUCGUGUCCCUGUUUCCCGGCUUGACGGUCCUACAUAGUAUGAAUGGGGCCUUUCCACUGAAGGCGUAAAAUCUGAUGCAGAAUGGCAUUUCACAAAUGCGCUGUCCUUUUCAGCGAGUCAAAAUUGACACCAAUUAGUACUGAUAUGAUAUAUCAUAAUUGUUUGCUCGGAAUUUUCCUUCCUUUCCUGCG
Messenger RNA from Fusarium verticillioides 7600, 7814 nucleotides. RefSeq lists its product as hypothetical. The transcript is spliced from 3 exons. Gene Ontology annotation, molecular function: polyubiquitin modification-dependent protein binding. Lineage: Eukaryota; Fungi; Ascomycota; Sordariomycetes; Hypocreales; Nectriaceae. The coding region runs from base 654 to 4025 and encodes 1123 amino acids. Gene Ontology annotation, cellular component: cytosol; nucleus; proteasome regulatory particle, base subcomplex. The record is from RefSeq and is a predicted model, not a curated record. Gene Ontology annotation, biological process: proteasome-mediated ubiquitin-dependent protein catabolic process.